Messenger RNA from Drosophila eugracilis, 503 nucleotides. Its product is annotated as endocuticle structural glycoprotein SgAbd-9-like. Lineage: Eukaryota; Metazoa; Arthropoda; Insecta; Diptera; Drosophilidae. The record is from RefSeq and is a predicted model, not a curated record. The coding region runs from base 60 to 431 and encodes 123 amino acids. The transcript is spliced from 3 exons.
UAUUAGGGGGCACGCUGCGGAUGCUUUAGUAUAGCUCCGGAACUUCAGCGCGCAUAAACAUGGUCUCAGCGAAAUUGCUACUUUUCACUGCCCUUGUGGCCGUUAUGGCCGCCAACAGCUCGGCAGGACUUGUGGACUAUAUAUUUCCCGCAAUCGUGACGGAAUUUUACAAUAAUGCACCCACCAAGGAGGGAUACCGUUUUUCAUCUGAAGAGCCCAAUGGAAGCAAGCGCGAGGAAAUUGGUGUGAUCAUGAACCCCGACACUCCUGAUGAGCAACUGGUCGUGAUGGGUAGCUACUCCUCAUAUGAUGAAAAGACUGAUACCGAGACUGUGACCAUGUACACCGCCGACAAGGAUGGUUACAAGGCCCGCUACCAGAUCAAGAACCGCAAGCUGAGCCCCGGCGCCCUGAAGUCCGCCGCUGGAUAGACUGCAUAAAGAUUGAUGAUUGUAUAGAAAUGUAAACAAAGAAUCAAAAAUAUAUAUUUUCCACCGCUGAAA